CUCAUCUCCAUCAGGUCAACAUGAAAAUCUUCGUCUGUUUGCUGGCUGUGGCCGCUGUGGCUCAAGCAGGAUUCAUCGGAGGUGGUGGCUAUAGUGGUGGUGGCUCAUCUCACGGUGGCUACAGUGGUGGCGGUGGAUCCUCCCAUGGCGGCGGAGAUGGUGGCUACAGCUAUGGCGGUGGCGGUGGCGGUGGCUCUGAUCAUGGCUCAGAUCAUCAUGGCAGUGGUGGUGGUUCCCCACCCGUCAAAGUCAUCAAAGUGAUUCACGAAUCGGCUCCAUCCGGUGGUUCAGGAGGCUGGCAAUCUGGAGGAGGCGGUGGUGCUGGUGGCGGAUGGUCUGCUGGUGGCGGUGGCGGCCAUGGCGGUGGUGGUGCCCAGGAAAUUAAGAUCAUCAAGAUCAUCUCACAGCAGGCUUCGUCUGGAGGUCAUGGAGGUGGCUAUGGAGGUUCAUCUGGAGGAUAUGGUGGAUCUUCUGGUGGCGGUUGGUCAUCGGGUGGUGCUUCCAGUGGUGGCUGGUCAUCCGGUGGAGCUUCCAGUGGUGGCUGGUCUUCCGGUGGAGCUUCCAGCGGUGGUUGGCCCUCGGGAGGCGGUGGAGCUGAGGUCCCCGUGAAGAUCAUCAAAAUCAUCUCAGAAUCGGACUCUGGAGCAGGAGAUUCUGGCGGUUGGUCUUCGGGUGGUGCCCCCAGCGGUGGCUGGUCCUCAGGUGGCGCUUCCAGCGGUGGCUGGUCUGCCGGUGGAGCUUCCAGUGGUGGCUGGUCCUCGGGCGGUCCAUCCAGCGGUGGUUGGUCCCCCCAGGGCGGCAGUGGCAGCUGGUAAUUGUGAUAACCCGUGAUUUCAUUGUUUUCAUUCCACGAACCCAUUGUUCCAUUCCACAUCCAUCCUCUGUUACUUUCCCAUUCCACCAUAUUUGUUAAAUAAAAGUUUUCUGUUUGAUCAUUUCCCAAAAAAAAAGAGAGAAUGUGUUUAAUUUGCCAAACUCUGGCGGAGCAAAAAAGGAGCAACCCAAGGAAUCCUUUUACAACUUUUCAAUUUAAAACAGAAACUCUGCCAAGAAGCAGAAACCCACCCACCAUACCGGACGCCUUUUUUUCUGCCUUCCUAAG
Drosophila eugracilis is the source of this 1102-nucleotide messenger RNA. RefSeq names its product glycine-rich cell wall structural protein 2. The record is from RefSeq and is a predicted model, not a curated record. NCBI's taxonomy places the organism in Eukaryota, Metazoa, Arthropoda, Insecta, Diptera, Drosophilidae. The coding region runs from base 21 to 815 and encodes 264 amino acids. The transcript has a single exon.